GGAAAAAAACUGACGGCCUCGUCUGGGGGUGCCCAGAUUUUGCAACCCCAGAGUUUGCCACCACCACGGCCUCCUCCGUGUUUUUAAUUCCUUCCACCCUCGUGGUCCCCUCCAGCGAUGUUUUCACUGGACGCCAAGUGGGCCGGGGAAUAACUUUUUCAAAAUGCUGAGCCUGAAUUCAGAAAAGAAAAGGUUUUUUUUUUCUUCUUUUCCUUGUUCUCUAGUGCCAGAGAAAGACUGGACGGAGCUGGCAUGAUUUCCAGAGAAACUGUCCUGGAAACGCCGAUGAAUUCCUAACUGGAAAUCCUCGUUUUUUGCCUUUGCGAGGGGCUCCUUCUCCGCCAUGACGUUUGCUGAGCUUCUGGAGCAGAUUGGAGGGAUGGGCCGCUUCCAGAUCCUCCAGAUCACUCUGCUGGUGACCCCGAUUUUAUUAACAGCCAGCCAUAAUCUGCUCCAGAAUUUUUCAGCCGGGAUACCCGAUCACCAUUGCCGGAUCAGGCUAGCACCCAACGGCACGUAUGCCCAUAUCAACUGGACUCAAAUGUCAACCGGUGGGGAAGAGGUCUGGGGGGUUCCCAAAGAUGCCAGCGGGCAACCUGAAAAAUGCCUCCGCUUUGUGGCCACUGAGUGGCCUCCACUGAACGCCAGCGCCGACACUGGGGGCAACGGCACGGGCUUGGCGACCGAACCGUGCCUGGACGGAUGGGUUUACGACCGAAGCAUUUUCACCAACACCAUCAUCAUGGAGUGGGACCUUGUUUGCAACCAGAAGACUCGGAGACAGAUGGCCCAGUCCAUUUACAUGGGAGGCGUUCUUGCUGGCGCUCUUAUAUUGGGGAGCUUAGCAGACAGGUUCGGCCGCAAAGCAAUCUUAACUUGGUCCUACCUCCAGCUGGCGAUCUCGGGGGUGUGCACGGCUUUUGCGCCCAAUUUCGCAGCCUACUGUGCCUUUCGGUUCCUGGUUGGCAUGGCGCUCUCUGGCAUUGUCCUCAACUGCAUGUCUUUAGUCCUGGAGUGGGUGCCCACCAACAUCCGAACCAUCGCUGGCACCCUGGUGGGGUAUUCUGCCACCUUUGGGCAAAUCAUUCUUCCGGGCCUGGCUUAUGCGCUUCCAGACUGGCGCCAGCUGCAAUUCACGGCCUCCAUGCCGUUCUUUGCCUUCUUCAUCUACUCGUGGUGGUUUGCAGAAUCGGCCCGGUGGCUGGUGCUGUCUGGCAAAGUGGAGCGGGCGGUCGAUGUGCUGAAGAAGGUGGCUCAGCUGAACGGGAAGAAAGACGAAGGAGAGAAGCUCAACACUGAGGUCUUGAAAUCCAGCAUGCAGAAGGAAAUGACUUUGGCUCAGUCAUCUUACACUCUCGCCUCCUUGGGCCGGACCCCGACGGUGCGCCGGAUCUCCUGCUGCAUUUCCAGCGUGUGGUUUGCAACCAGUUUCGCUUACUACGGCCUGGCGAUGGACCUUCAACAUUUUGGCUUCAGCAUCUACCUGAUCCAGGUGGCCUUCGGUACCAUCGACAUCCCUGCCAAGCUGGGGUCGGCCAUCGGCAUGAGUUACGUCGGAAGGAGAACCACGCAAGCUUCGUCUGUCAUUUUGGCCGGGCUGGCAAUUCUGGUCAAUAUCUUGGUGCCCUCAGAUUUACGGACUCUGAGAACAUUUUUGGCAGUGCUCGGCAAAGGGUGUCUGGCGUCUUCUUUCAACUGCUUGUACCUUUACACCGGAGAACUGUACCCUACGGUGAUCAGACAAACAGGGAUGGGGCUCGGAAGCACCCUGGCCCGCGUGGGUGGCAUUGUGGCACCCAUGAUCAAGAUGACGGGCGAAUACUGUUCGUAUCUACCGUCGCUCAUCUACGGCACGGCCCCCAUCCUCUCUGGCAUUGCCGCCAUCUUCCUGCCCGAGACCCUCAACGUGCCCCUUCCUGAUACUAUAGACGAAGUGGAAGGGAGAAUAACGCCGGAGCAACAGUGCCUUUCCGCUCAGAGCCAAGAACCAGUUUUGCUCCAGAAAUUGGAUCAAGGGAGAAUGCUGGAUGGUGGAAUUUGCUAAAAUGGGGGAAACGAGGAACAGGAAAUCACUGCAGCUUCGUUAAACAACUUUAAUUAUCUUUUUUUUCCCCUUUAGGCUGGAGGUGGGAUUUCUAGAUUUAAAAAAAAAAAAAAUCAACCAAAUCAAUAAAUAAGAAUUGAUGAAAAUUGUA
Crotalus tigris (Tiger rattlesnake) is the source of this 2195-nucleotide messenger RNA. Its product is annotated as solute carrier family 22 member 6-A-like. The record is from RefSeq and is a predicted model, not a curated record. The transcript has 10 exons. Bases 344 to 2044 code for a protein of 566 amino acids. Gene Ontology annotation, molecular function: transmembrane transporter activity. Gene Ontology annotation, cellular component: membrane. Lineage: Eukaryota; Metazoa; Chordata; Lepidosauria; Squamata; Viperidae. Gene Ontology annotation, biological process: transmembrane transport.